Messenger RNA from Verruconis gallopava, 3434 nucleotides. RefSeq lists its product as uncharacterized. Gene Ontology annotation, molecular function: ATP-dependent chromatin remodeler activity; ATP binding. The transcript has 3 exons. The record is from RefSeq and is a predicted model, not a curated record. The coding region runs from base 261 to 3221 and encodes 986 amino acids. Lineage: Eukaryota; Fungi; Ascomycota; Dothideomycetes; Venturiales; Sympoventuriaceae.
CCCAGAAGACACCGCUUGCGCGCUGCCUACUCUCACUUGAUGCACAUGAACUGUUGAUCCUCGGUCGCUAUCGAUUACUCUCGGUCACACGAAUCUUUGCCACUAGCCUGAAGACUGCGGUAGGGGGGGCCACCGUCGCGUCCAACUUCGAAUUGCCGUGAGAACCGGACUUUUGACCCCUCCUGAGCACUCUACUAUCUCAAUUAUCUUCGAUACUACUUUCGGUCCAUUUUCCUGCUCGUUUGCAGUUGUAGUGCAUAAUGCCGCGAUCAGCAAGGCUUGCCAAGGCUAGCCGUGUUGCGCCCUCUCCAGGGCAAUCUGGGAGCGAUCGCAUUGUUUCAAGAACGUCUAGAGCCUCAGCCGCGCGACGAUUCAUCGCCAACUCCUCGGAUCACGACGGUGACGACGACAACCUGUCUGAAGAUCCCUUGUCAGAUCCCGCCCCGAACUCUGCAGUAUCUACCAAAUCUUCCUCUCGACGUCGUGUUAUGGAAGGCGUUGUUGUUUCACAGAUGCCCUCACGAGCUAGCAGACGCCACCUCACUGCUACCAGCGAAUCCUCGGCAGCCUCGACUGUCUCCACAAGAGAUGGCUCCACCGCUUAUGAAACUCCGAACACGACUGCGAUGAAUACACCAGGAGGUGAACUUGGCUCGUUGUCUCUAAGGGGACCGAAGUUCAGCCUUGGCGGGGCCUCGAUCAUGGAGAGUUCAAAGCGAAAGCGAGGUCGCCCAUCGAGAUCUGGAACUUACAACAUCGCUGAUGACGAGGAAUUAGCUUUAAGGCUUCAAGAGGAAGAAUACGGGGCUUUGCCGAUAGGUUCUGAUCGGAAGUCGCGAAGCCGACGACCUGUGAUCGACGACACUGAAGCAGACGAAGUCGAAGAUGACGAAACCUCUGAGCCAGAAGAGGGCUUCGACGAGCCACUAUCUAAACGGCUGCGGACGAACAAGACCAGGAAUAACCAAGCGAGGCGUGUUGCAAGUCAUCUCGCUCGGACCAGGAUUGCUAGCUCUACACCUACGACGACGUAUGGCAAUGAUGAGGAAGACGAAGAAGAGUCUGAGUUUGAUCCUGACAAUAAUGAUGACGAUCAGCCUACGAAUCGUCGUGGAUCUACUGCAUCAGGUGACGAAGAGAUUGAGGAUACGAUGGACCAGCUUGCAGAAACGUACACGAGCCGCCGGGCACAAGUGGCAGCACGACGUAGAGCCCGCAUGGCCAGAAUGCGAGCCCGCCGAUUUCAAAGUGGAUAUGACCGCAAGGAAGCACGCCGUGCAAAGCUUGAGAAAGCACAUCCCGAGAUAAAGACUAUGUGGACGGAUCUCGAGCAAGUUCCGAUCAUCAAGCCCGUCGAAGCUGCGCAGCCCGAGGCCAUAACACGUCGUCUUAAGCCAUUCCAGCUCGAAGGCCUUGACUGGAUGAUCAAGCAAGAGAAGUCACGAUAUAAAGGUGGGCUCCUUGGUGAUGAGAUGGGCAUGGGCAAAACUAUUCAGUCCGUAUCGCUCAUAAUGUCCGAUUUCCCGGCCAAGGAUCCUACCCUUGUUCUUGUUCCCCCAGUGGCCCUUAUGCAAUGGCAGAAUGAGAUCAACGACUACACAGACGGCAAGCUGAAGGUUUUGAUCGUGCACAAUACGAAUUCCAAAUCUAAGAACUUGACGACGAAAGUUAUCCGCGCUCAUAAUGUGGUCAUCAUGUCUUAUAACUCCCUGGAAUCCAUGUUCCGCAAGCAGGAGAAAGGGUGGUCUCGUGGCGAUAAUAUCAUCAAAGAAGACUCUCCCAUUCAUGCGAUCACGUUCCACCGUGUCAUCUUAGACGAGGCCCACAGCAUCAAACAACGUACAACAGGCGUAGCAAGGGCUUGCUUCGCGCUGAAAAGCCGGUACAAAUGGUGCUUAUCAGGCACUCCAGUCCAGAACCGGAUUGGCGAGUUCUUCUCCCUGCUCCGAUUUCUUGAAGUGCGCCCCUUUGCGGACUACUUUUGCGAAAAAUGUCCGUGUGCCCAGCUACACUGGUCCGUUGGCGACGACUACAUGUGCACUCAUUGCAAGCAUUCUGCUGCCGAGCAUCGAUCCGUCUUCAAUGAGGAGCUCCUGAACCCAAUCACGGGAGACUCGAUGAGCAUGCGUUCAGAAGCUCUCGACAAGUUGCACAUGAUUACUGCUCGUGUCAUGCUUCGACGCAUGAAGAGAGACCACACUUCGUCCAUGGAACUACCGCCAAAGGAAAUUGUAAUUCACAACGAGUUCUUCAGCGAAAUAGAGCGCGAUUUCUCGUCCAGCAUCAUGACGAACAGCACUCGCAAGUUCGAUACGUAUGUUGCUCAAGGUGUUAUGCUUAACAACUACGCCAAUAUCUUUGGACUGAUCAUGCAAAUGCGUCAAGUCGCCAACCACCCCGAUCUCAUCACCCGUAAGUCAGCUGAAGGUGGCCAAAACGUCCUCGUCUGUUCCAUCUGCGAUGAGCCGGCCGAAGAGGCAAUCAAAUCGCGCUGCCAGGGCAAUAAAUGUCAUUUCUGCCGUGCCUGCGUGAAAAGCUAUAUCCAGACAUGCGAAGCUUCCGGGAGUGAGGCUGACUGUCCUCGCUGCCAUGUCCCACUAUCGGUGGACUGGGAGCAGCCGGAGAUCAUCCAGGACGAGGACGAGGUUAAGAAGUCGUCCAUCAUCAACCGCAUCAACAUGGAAAACUGGACGUCGUCGACCAAGAUCGAGAUGCUCGUGUACGAUCUGUACAAACUGCGCAGCAGAAAGCGAACGCUGAAGUCGAUUGUGUUCUCUCAGUUCACGUCGAUGCUGCAGCUCAUCGACUGGAGACUAAGACGCGCAGGCUUCAACACCGUCAUGCUAGACGGUAGCAUGACGCCGGUUCAACGGCAGCGCAGCAUCGAUUAUUUUAUGAACAAUCCAGACGUGGAGGUCUUUCUCGUGAGCCUAAAGGCUGGUGGUGUUGCACUCAAUCUUACCGAGGCGUCUCGAGUCUUCAUUGUUGAUCCAUGGUGGAAUCCCGCAGCGGAAUGGCAAUCCGCCGAUCGAUGCCAUCGCAUCGGCCAGACCAGGCCUUGUGUCAUCACACGGCUCGUCAUCGAAGACUCGGUCGAGUCGCGCAUGGUCAUGCUGCAAGAGAAAAAGGCGUCCAUGAUCAGCGGCACAAUCAACAACGACAAAGUCGCCAUGGACAAACUGUCGCCUGAGGACCUGCAGUUUCUCUUCAGGGGCACUUGAGCUUGCGGACGGCGCGACCGUUAGCAAAGGAAUGAUUAUAUGAGAGAGCGAAGGCGCAGUUACGCAGGGCUAUUGCUUCAGUCAUCUUGUGCUUGGUUCGUGUUCAGUGAUAGAUUAAAGAUGGGACGCUAUAGGGGAUGUUGAGUGGCGGGGAGAUAGUCUAGCCGUUCUUAACAAAUCGAACUUUUUCAGGCACACGCUGUGCUUUUGCGC